Mercenaria mercenaria is the source of this 4823-nucleotide messenger RNA. RefSeq lists its product as uncharacterized. Gene Ontology annotation, molecular function: G protein-coupled receptor activity. The transcript has 15 exons. NCBI's taxonomy places the organism in Eukaryota, Metazoa, Mollusca, Bivalvia, Venerida, Veneridae. Gene Ontology annotation, cellular component: plasma membrane. The record is from RefSeq and is a predicted model, not a curated record. Gene Ontology annotation, biological process: adenylate cyclase-activating G protein-coupled receptor signaling pathway; cell surface receptor signaling pathway. Bases 33 to 1031 code for a protein of 332 amino acids.
UUGAAGUACAGUAAAGCAUAUUGACGUAAACAAUGGCGGAUUCGGGAAAUUUGUCGGGGAUGCAAAAUGUAACACCUGUUUCAACGUGUCCCAUCUUUCCAGACAACCCAAACCAAUGUACUAUAAUAAUAAAUGUGAGGAGAGUUUUUGCAUCUAUAUCUCUGAUAGGCUGUUUGUUCAUUAUCUUGGUGAUAUGGCUGUUCAGAAAGUACAUUGCCUUUUCUCAGAGAUUGAUACUGUACAUGAGUGUUGCAGCACUGAACAUCAGCAUUUCAUACUUAAUGGGAGAACUUCACCCUGAUGGACCACUGUGUGAUUUCCAAGCAUUUUGGAUGUCUUUCUUUGAUUGGUCAGUGUUACUGUGGGUCAGCUGUAUAACACUAAAUCUGUUUAUAAAUGUUGUAUGGGGCAAAACUACAGAGAAAUAUGAAUGGUUGUAUCAUCUAGUGAGCUGGGGAAUUUCAUUAUUUAUGUCUUUGCUGCCAUUUAUUGGGAACCAUUAUGGACCUGCUGGUGCCUGGUGCUGGAUAAAGGAUGACUGGAGAUGGAGAGUUGGAAUAUGGUAUGGUCCAUUAUUUGGAAUGUUGUUGAUCAUGGUUGUUGCUUACAUCUACAUAUCUUGUGUUCUCAGUAGAAAGGCUGCUACAUGGGAAGGUACAUAUGAUCCGGAUACUGAGAGGAAGAAGCAAAUGUUAAAGGAAGACAUCAAACCCCUGAUGGCAUACCCAUUUGUUUACCUCGCAACGUCUCUGUUUCCAUUAAUCAACAGGAUACAGAAUGCAGUGAACAGUGGCCACCCAGUGUUUGCCCUUGUCCUUCUUGCUUCAAUUUCAUCACCUUCACAAGGUGCUAUCAAUGCUGUUGUGUUUGGUUUAGAUAGAGAAACAUUUCGCAGGCUAACACCUUCACAGAUAAAGAUGGCCUGGUCGCGUCACAUUAACAGUAAAGUUGUACAUGAGUUUCCAAUACCACUUGCAACAACUGACAUGCAUCUACUUGACUCAGAGCAGCACAUGCCUCUUUUGAGAUGAUCACAGUCAUCUAAGUGCUUGAUUUGUCAGCAGACGAUGACACUACAGAACAGAUUCAGUCGUAAGGCAGUGAUUCAUGAGUUCCCAGAAGAGAGAAGUGGAAUGGAUACAGAAUAUUGACGGUUACUGAGCCGUCCCCACGAGGAUAGUGAUAGUGACCUGUAGGUCACCAGUCCACACCGGGACCAGUUUAUAUUUAUAGUAUAACCACAUAGAUUAACAGAUCUAAACAAUGUACAAAAUAGUUUGUAUGUUGCACCAAUAACAGGACUGUAGUAGUACACCAUUCAGAACUUAUGAACCCAGUUUAUUGUUGAACCAUUCACAGAUGGUUUUAUUCAUCAGUUGUUUAUCAAUUGUUAAUAUUUAACCUUUAUCUCCCAUGACAGUUCACCCUAAGUGAAUAUGAUUCCUUUAAAAAAGCAGGUUGAUUUUUUUGUGCUAUUUCUCAUUGUUCCAUACAUUUUAUGAAUGUUAUUGCUAACAAUAUACAUAUGUUUUGGACACAAUCCUCAUUACGGAGGAUAUAGAGAGUAACAAAUUAAAUGAUGUCCUUUGUAAGUUAAAUGUGGUUAUGUGAAAUGGUACUAUAAAUGCUUAUUUAUUUGCCAAUUGAGUGUCUGACAUAAAUCAAAGUGUAUGUUCCAUUCUUACAUACUUAUAACAUAAAUUUGAAAAAUAUACUUUGCCCUAGAAGUCAUAUAAUUUAAGAUGUACUGUAUUAUACUUGUUGAAGAUUUCCAUUAACAGCUAAAUCAGCUGAAGUUCAUUAAAAAUGUGAGUUUGGAAAAUAUCAUUACCUCCCUUUGCCUAUAUUGGUUGCACAAUAAAAUGGUUUAAAAUCUUGCCUUUUGGUAAUAUUGUUGAAAUAUCUUGAUCUUAGUUAAACACAAAUAUGAAAAAAGAAAUUAUAUUGAAAUAAAAAGAAAUACUCAGCUCCUUAAAUAACAGCAUAUUACAAAGGGAUAAUUACAACAUUUUAUGAAAAUUAAUCAAACAUGUGUUAAUCCUCUGUAAUGGGUCUUUCCCUUCCUUAAUUAAAUCUCUACAAUAAAAAACAUCAUAAAAUGCUGCUUAAAUUGGAUUGACUACUUUUAAGUAACAGUUUAUAACAUUGUUCAAUUCUUUUACAUUUUGUUAAAGAGAUUUAUUUAAGGAAUGAAAAGGCCGAUUACAGAAACGUAGAUCCUUAUUAUAAGUGUAUUUUUAUUGGCUUUUUUAUUAAUUUUGUAAUUAAUUGCCUUUCAUAUGGAAGUAUUUGAAAAGCUGAGUAUUUCUUUUGAUUUCGGUAUAAUUUUUAGUUUGACCUGACAGUCUGAACAAGAAGGCAAGCUUUGAAACUGUUUGAAUGUUCAGAAUUGAUUUAUUUCCACUCUUGAUUGGAGAGAGAGAGAUUGGCAAGGGGAGGUAAUAAUGAUUUUACAAACUUGCUUAUUUAAUGAAUUUUGGCUAAACAAAUGACAUCUGCGUCGAAAGCCCAGUGGUAGAGUGUCCGCUUUGCGUGCUGGAGGUCGAGGCUGCGUCAAUAGCCUAAGGGUAGAGCAUCCGCUUCGAGUGCAGGAGGUCGAGGCCGCGUUGAUAGCCUAGUGGUAGAGCGUCCGCUUAGAGUGCAGGAGGUCGAGGGUUCGAUCCCCAGCCACAUCAUACCAAAGACAUGGAAAAAAUGGUACCUGUAGCUCCCUUGCUUGGUGCUCAGUAUUAAAACGGAAACUGGCUUCUCUUCUCUCGUACCCUCAUGGCGAUGGGUUCCAUCAGAAAAGAGGUGUCGAGAGUGAUUAAUAUAAGUUGUAGAACUUGCUUCACAAUCGACCUAAAAUAAAUUAGUAUAAACUAAAUAAAUUGUCAAUGCAAGUUUUUGAUACAUGCAAUUUAUUUGUUCUUGUAUUCAUAUUCUUUAGGCAAAGCAUGUUCAUCAAAUUUAUACUUGUGCUGAAAAUAAACACUUCCACAGAAAAUUUAAUAUAUAGUAUUCAGUAAACAUGGCUAAGUGUAAAUAAUAAAAUAUUCAAGUUUUAUACAAAUUGAUUUUGUGAUUAAAAUAAUUUGUUGAUCAGCUAGAAGAUGUAAACAAUAUUUAAACCAUGCCAAGAAAACAUACAUGUAGUUUAUUGGAAGCUUUCAGUAAUACUACUAUGUAUAUUCUGUUAAAGUAAUUUGCAUACAAACAGUGUAGUGCUUUCAUUUUGUUGUAUAGCAAUAUUUAUUUGCAGUAUAUGCUUGUUGUUUUUGUUAGAAUACUCACUUUAGUUUUGCUUACAUGCUGUUUACUUUGUCCUCACAUGUUGUUAUCUUAUUAUCUACUUUGUCCAGUGUAUAAAGGGAAUGAAAUCUCAGUUAUUUCCCUUUUAGUAUUUAUGUCACUUCUGAUCUGAAAGGAUGUGAGCUGAAAUACUGCUGGCUUGGUGUUGUUAAGCUUGUUAUGUCAACCGUCAUAAUUACAGUUCCUUAUCACAAAAACUAACCAAUUUUUAAUAAGGAAAACAGUGGGUGUUCUGUUUAUCUCCAGUGUUUAUUUGUUACACCAAGUGCCAUGUGCUUCAUCAUAUUGCUACUGUCAGAAAACCAGCUUCAGUGCAUUUCAGCGAGCUGUUAUGACAAAUGUGCUUCAAGAAAUGUUCUCUGUUAUUUUUAUAAUUAUUUAUCACUAGAAGAAGAGAAUAUUAUGAAUAUAUGUGCAAUAUGUUUUGUUUGUUGAGUUAGUUUGGUGUAUACAUGUAGAAGUAGGAAGACGAGUGUACACAUGGCCGGGUGUUUACGUGAAGAUAUAGACUUAACAUUAUUUUUUAGAAGUUAGAAUUAUAUUUUUGGGGUGGCAUCAUGAUAAAGCAUUUUCUAGAAUAUAUGAAAAAUGUAAAAUGUAAACAUUCUCUACAUUUACAUGUUGGCUUUUUUUUUUAAAUAAGGUUUAAAAAUGGCUUCAUGAAAUGUUUUAUAUGAUAUAUAUAAUAAUUUACAUUUACUGAGUGACUUGCCAGUAGGUAGUAAAAACUAUCGCCCAGGUAUGACUGAGGGAAAAUAGUUUUGACUAUUGAUUGGUUUAACAGCCCAGUUUUUCCCAGUCAAUUUGUUCUGGAGGAAUGAAAAAACAUUCAGUUAUUUUUUCCCCAUGAGAAAAACUGACAGUUACACUGGUAAGCCAUUCAAUAAGUGUUAUAUUACAUGACAUCAGAAAUGUACUGUUUUUUUCUUCAAAGUUUGAAUUUAGCCCUGCAAAGUGUAGUGUUGAAUUUAGACUGGUCAUAUAGCUAUUGAUGGACAAUUUAUAUAGAGAGUCAUAUAAUAACAUUUAAUGUACUUGCGAGGUUUGAAGGACCAAAGUAUGGAAAUUGUUUGGGAAGUUCUGUUUCCAAUAAUGUUGUUAAUGUAAAUAUAACAAGUGUUUGAAUGCUCUUAGAUAUUUUGAAAAGUAAAAAUUGUCUUUUGAAUACAUUUUGAUAUAUAAAAGCUUCCACAAGUAAAUACUAUCUGCACUCGGCAAGCAGAAGUUAUUGUGUAGGAAGUUUACAGUGACCUCAGUAUUGAUGUAAAAUUGAUCAGAAUUGAGAAAAAAAAAAAGAAUCACCUGAAUAAGUGAUUUAUGUUAUUACACGGGUUAAAAAGAUUAUUUUUACACAUUUGUUUAAAUGACAUAUUUCUUCAUGAAGUAUAUUCAGGAUACAUUCCAGUUCUAUUUUUUCUGUAAGAACAUAUUUAUACAGUCUUAGUCAUAAAUGUUUUUCUGAAAUAUAUCUUUAAAUUUCUUUGGAAUUUCUAUUUACAUGUAUGUCUUAAAUAAAUGUAUAAAAUAAAGUU